AUGUUCUUGUACGCAAGGUUAAGUCUACUGAUACCCAAAAGGGGGAUCAGGAACUUUAGCGUCUCGAGCACGCUCAAUCAAUUCCGUGUGGCCGUUGUUGGAACUGGACCUGCUGGGUUCUACACUGCUCACCACUUGCUCAACAAGUCUAAUGGACUUCCGAUCAAGAUCGACUUCUUUGAUAGAUUGCCAACUCCUCAUGGCUUGAGUCGAUAUGGUGUGGCUCCAGAUCAUCCUGAGGUGAAGAAUUGCGAGGAAUACAUGGAUAAUAUCAUGGCCGAUCAUCCCGAUAAGGUGCGUUUCUUUGGUAACGUUAACAUUGGUACUGACAUUCCGCUUAAAGACCUUCAGGAUGUUUACCAUUCCAUUGUGUUAUCAUAUGGCUGCACUAGCUCGGAUAACCGUCUAAAUAUACCUGGGGCUGAUUCACCGGCGGUGAUUCUGGCUCGUCAGUUCGUGAACUGGUACAAUAGCCAUCCAGACAGUGAAUUUAGCGACGCUAAGAUCCCUCCUCCACUUGAAAAGAUCAAGAAUGUUACCAUCAUUGGUAAUGGUAAUGUGGCAAUUGAUGUGGCUAGAAUUUUGCUAGCCGAUCCUGAGAAGCACUGGUCCCCUACCGAUAUAAGUGUUGAGGCUACUGAACUACUCAAGAAAAGUGCUGUCGAACGAGUAAAUAUCGUUGCAAGGAGGGGUUUACUUGAAUCUGCUUUCACCAACAAGGAAAUCAGAGAAUUGGCUGAUCUCAAGAAGCAUCUGAAAGUGCAAUUCGUACCAAUUGAUACGGAAAUCAUGGAUAAAAUUAGGCCCAACUCUAAGAAAUUGCCACGAAUUGACAAGAGAAAGUUCUCUAUUCUUGAAAAGGCCUCUGAUGAAGCAUCUGCUGCAGCUGAUCAACCUGGGUAUAAGAAAUGGGCGCUAGAGUUCCAAAAGGCCCCCAAAGAGUUUGUGGCUGAUCCAAACGAUCCAACAUUGCUUAAAGAAACUGUCUUCGAAAUUAACGAACUAGUUGAAGACAACCUCACCAAGAAAGUUAGUGUCAAGGGUACGGGAAAGACGGUAACCAUCCCUAAUGAAUUGGUGAUUUUAUCCAUAGGCUACAAGGGAGCCCCUCUUGAUGGAUUUGAUGAAGUUGGAUUGGCAUUUGAUAAAUCCAAGAACUCUCUAGUGCAUAAAGAAGGUAGACUUAUGCUAGGAGAUAAACUUGGAAAGGAUUUGGACUAUAAUUACAGUUACGAUAAAGGCUGGUACACGGCCGGUUGGAUUAAAAACGGACCUAAGGGCGUCAUUGCAACCACAAUGAUGGAGUCUUUUGAUACAGCAAACAAUGUAUUAGAGGACCUUAACAAUGGCAUAUAUAAUAAGCCUACUAAAGAUGGAGGGGAGGUGGCCAUUCCUGACCAUGCCGUUACAUGGGAAGGAUGGACCAAGCUAGGAACAAGGUACCUACCGUGA
Molecule: messenger RNA, 1452 nt
Organism: Candidozyma haemuli
Lineage: Eukaryota; Fungi; Ascomycota; Pichiomycetes; Serinales; Metschnikowiaceae
Gene: ARH2
Product: NADPH-adrenodoxin reductase
Exons: 2
Coding region: 1-1452 (483 amino acids)
Biological process (GO): ubiquinone biosynthetic process
Cellular component (GO): mitochondrion
Source: RefSeq, a predicted model, not a curated record